This is a messenger RNA of Osmerus eperlanus (European smelt), 5659 nucleotides long. RefSeq names its product membrane-associated ring finger (C3HC4) 8 (gene marchf8). Gene Ontology annotation, biological process: immune response; protein polyubiquitination; antigen processing and presentation of peptide antigen via MHC class II. The coding region runs from base 359 to 2179 and encodes 606 amino acids. The transcript has 9 exons. Gene Ontology annotation, molecular function: zinc ion binding; MHC protein binding; ubiquitin protein ligase activity. The record is from RefSeq and is a predicted model, not a curated record. Lineage: Eukaryota; Metazoa; Chordata; Actinopteri; Osmeriformes; Osmeridae. Gene Ontology annotation, cellular component: cytoplasm; lysosome; early endosome membrane.
CUUUUUGUUUUAACUUGUCUUUAUUAACUGGAGAUUUGAGAAAUAAAUCUCCACGAUAACAUAGCCGUCUUCAGAUGUGAUGUAUUGUCGCUGCGCCUUUUAUCAAAUAACCGGACACGUCGAGGAGCGCGCGUCUGGACUAGGAUUUGACUGAAUUCAUGGCAUAGGCUACAUGCCUUGCUAUUUAAUGAAAUACGUUUUUACCUGACUGUCAACAUUUAAACAACGUCCAGGAAAUGGCGUAUUGAUUGAAAAAGGGUUGUACAGGCUGGGAUUAACAGUUCAGAUCAUCAUGCCUGUUGCCGUGGCAGCAGGACAGGAAGUGUGCAUGUGAGUGCACCUGGUCAGCUCCGCUGGGAUGAACAUGCCACUGCACCAGAUCUCUGUCAUCCCCCGUGAUGUCACUUCCUCUCGGGUGUCUGGCAGUGGGAAGGCCAAAGACAAGGACAAGCAGAAUGAGAAGCCUCUCGGCCAUUCAGCAAGCAGGUCCAGCAAUAUCUCAAAGGCCGGGAGCCCCACAUCUGUGAACGCCCCCUGCAGCUUCUCAAGGACAUCUGUCACCCCCUCCAACCAGGACAUCUGCAGUCAUAGCGCCACAGACCAGGACAUGGAAUCCCAGAAACCUUUGCACACAGCUGUGGUGCUAUUGAACUCAAAUGGCAAAACAUCUCAGGGUUCUGUGGGUGUGUCCAUCACCACCCUCAGUCUGGACGCACCCCCUGCUCCCAAGGUCUCUAAACCCAGGGGCAAAGUCUCUUUUGGGGCCGACUGGCUCUCUUUGCUCCGCCCCUCGGCGGUGAACAUGGGGUCCAAUGGGACUUUGAAGUUCUCCCGCUCUCUCAAUGACGUGGGCCAGCGCAUGGACAGCCUGUGUAGCGGCCUGCACUUUAUAGACCGCACCUGCUCCGAGGGAGAGCUGGAGGUGAAGCCCGACCCAGUCCAGACCGCCAACACGGACCGCCGCACGCACACGCUCAACAGCAAGCCCAGCCAGGCCCCCACACAGCACACUGCACACAACCACCGCCACCUCGUCCCUUCCUUCACCAACAACUACAAAUACAUGGGAGGUCUCUCCCCUGACUACUGCUCCCCCCAACCUACCCCUGGAAUCCCCCCUCCUCCUCCCCCUCCCCCUCCCAGCACCCACUUUCACCCUCCCAGCUCCAAUCUGCUCCGUCUUUUCCUACCCUUUUCUCGCUCCUCCACCUCUGCCAGCCUGCAGUGCUCGGAGCUGGGCAGCUACGCCUCUCGCCUACACAUCACCAAGUCCUCCAGCGCCUUCCUGGGAGGCAGCGAACUGGGGGUUGGAGUUGAAGACCUCAUGGGGGAUGACGAGGUGUUUGAGAUGGAGCAGGAAAGAACCAGCCAGACCCCACUGGAAAGGCCUGGGACAGGCCUAGGAACUGGAGGCAGGGUAGCGAGUGUGCAUGCUCCCCUUUGCUUUAUGGAUGAAGACAGUGAUCUGGACCCGUGCUCAUCUCAUGUCUCAGAAAAAAAUGGGCCCCUCUCACCCUACUCUCUGUCCGGGGACUGCUGCAGGAUCUGCCACUGCGAGGGCGAUGAUGAGAGUCCUCUGAUCACGCCGUGCCACUGCACGGGCAGCCUGCGCUUCGUCCACCAGGCCUGCCUGCAGCAGUGGAUCAAGAGCUCAGACACACGCUGCUGCGAGCUCUGCAAGUACGAGUUCAUCAUGGAGACCAAGCUGAAGCCCCUGCGCAAGUGGGAGAAGCUGCAGAUGACGGCGAGCGAGAGGAGGAAGAUCAUGUGCUCGGUCACGUUUCACAUCAUCGCCAUCACCUGCGUGGUGUGGUCUCUUUAUGUCCUCAUUGACAGGACGGCAGAGGAGAUCAAACUAGCCGGAAGAAUCCCAGGGAUUCUAGAAUGGCCUUUCUGGACCAAGCUGGUGGUGGUGGCCAUUGGCUUCACAGGUGGACUGGUCUUCAUGUAUGUGCAGUGUAAAGUCUACAUUCAGCUAUGGAGGAGACUCAAAGCCUACAACCGGGUCAUAUACGUCCAGAACCGUCCAGAGACGUGUAAAAAGUUGGUGUUUGAGAAGCCCCCCCUUAUGGAGCCUAGUCUGGAGAACAAGGAGGCACUGGUCCCCACUCAGUCAGACACAAACUCCUCCCAGUAUACAGAGACAGAGGACUAUAGCAUGGAGGUGCUCCACGUCUGACCACACCCUGCUCUGCUCUGCUCUGCUCCACCAUACAACUCGCCUGGACCUUUGCUCCCCCAACCACCCUGACCCCUUACUCCUCCCCACAUACAAAGACAGCCAACAACAUUGUAGAAAGGAAGUAUUUGUCUAUCUACUGUAGAAUGAUCUCCCCCCAACAAAUACACACACACACUGAGGCAGGAUGUCAGUGUGAUACAGUGUGUAAGAACAACAAACCCAGGCUCCCUGAGGAUGACCCAGUGUCACCAUAAGUCCUAACCACUUUCCCAAGACAAUGUUAAUGAGACUUUUUUAAACUGAUGGAGACUCUCAUGUACUCCUCCACUCCCCCCCCCCCCCUCCUCCCCCCACACCUCUUGGAGAACAGGACUCUCACUCUGAGACCAAUGGACUCAUACUUGUCUCUGGAGGUUUCAAUGUUUCUAUUGCGUUGUUUGUUGGUUUGUUUGUUUGUUAGUUUGUAUGACUUUCUGUGAGUCGUGAGCUUAACUACCAUGGAUCCAUGGGGCGAAUUGGUGGAUCUGUAGAACAUUCCAACUACUGCCAUUGUACUGCUGUGGACCCGGAACCCAUCCAGCCAUUGCCCUGGGUCCGUCUGCACUGGCCUGGAUAUGAAACUGGUCAGACCCUGGUCCACACAUCAAAGCACUUUUUAAUUUCCAGUAACCCUCUCUCAGUUUCUUUUUUAUUAGGAACCAAGUCCUUUAUAGUUUACAUAGGAAGCAACAUGUACUGUAUAAACAAACAAACAAAAAAAGUUAUGUUUUCUCUGCCCACAAUUAAAAAGUACAUACAUAGACACAGACAGAGAUCAUUUAGAUGAUCAAAAAAAGGACUUUGAGAAAAGCAAUGUCUUGAUUCUGUCUCGAUUAAAUGAUUGUCCCUAUGUAGAAGGGAAAGUACUGUUCAAUAGAUGUAUGGCUGGGUAUCCAGGUAACCCUGUGAUCUGUAAACCUUAAUUGAAAAAAAAAGUAUAACAUGGUCUCUCACCCAACACCAUCAUUAUUCAUUCCCCAAGUCUGAACCAUAUGAACCUAUGGACGCUUUGAGAAUGUAAACUUUUUGAACCAUUUUGUACCCGACACAGAAAAAUUGCUAGAUAAUCUCUGUGUCAGUAUCAUAAUAAGACCAUUUGGAAAAUGAAACAACUGUGUUUUUUCUAUUGUGCGAAUGAUACAUUACUUUUGGUAUGGUAUUACGUGUGCAGUUUUAAUAUCUGUUCAUUUGUUUGCUUAAUCACGGGAUAUGCCUGGAGAAACCCACAGCUCUCUAUUCUUAGACAAGCCUUUCAUCCCACUCCAGCUGUUGUAGAAUGGUCUUAAUGACUUCACCUGCAGGUUAAUUCUCAUUCCAACUAGCAGAAGGUGGUCAUUAUGUACGCUAUCUUCUUAUUUCUGUGCAGAGAUUUAUAUAUCAAUUAUAUACAGGACAUUGUUUUCUUUUAUACAGUUUAUUAAGUUAUUCAUUUAGCAGAAACUUUUAUCCAAAGCAACUUUGACCAGAUUUUAACCAGAAACCUCUUGAUCUGCAGUCAAAUGCCACCGAUCUAUACCAUCCCCAAUAUUCAGUGUGUUAUAAUAUUAGAAUUUGUUAAGGUACUUUAUGUUGUACAUGUUUCUUUUGCCUGCUCCAAUUGAGAUAGAAAUAGAGGGGUUGAGAUGUGAGGCUGACACCUGAUACUGGAGUUGAUACCUCAACCCUGAUACAGCAUGCAUAUUUCAGUUGAGCAUAAGUCUCUGUUGCACUGAAAGGCUCCUCUUUAAUUUCCCGAUUGUCAUUUGAUUGGCUGUUUACUUUUUUACAUCUGGCUUAAUAUACUUUUGAUUUGACACUUUUUUGUUACUCAUGUUUCAUGUCCUAGUUGAGAGAAAAUCAAACAGUUUCUAAGGCCGAAGUCUAAACCUAGGCAGCAGAAAUUUUUGAAUUUAGUUUAAGAAUCAUAAUGUUCCUUGUCAGCGCCAAAUAUUUGUUCGUAUCGGAUCAGCAUAAUUUGACAAUCUCGCAUUCACGCUGCACAGAGACAAAACAUGUUUAUUUUUCUAACCACUUUAGGACAAGGAUACAGAACGGGAACAUGCUGUCUCUUUGGCUAGGUUUCAGAUGUAAGAGCAUUCUGGGUGAUUAAAAGGUCUGGAGAGCCCUCUGCUGUUCAGUAGGUGAAAGUGCUUUCUGAGGGAAGGAGUUGUGGAUUUCUCCAGGUUAAGUGUUCUGGGCUUACAGUCUGUUGUAAGUGAUUUUGUAAAUGUGGGAGCACAGCAAUGCCAGGCACUUGUUGAGCCUCACAACCAUUCCAGCAAAACAAGUUUUUAAAAGUGUCUUUGAUAUCAGUGUACAAUGUGAACUACAGUGAUCCAAUGGCAACAUACCUGACACUUGUAUUACAGCGAUAACUUAAUAAUUUCUCAAUAUUGCUUUCUGUGUUUGUGUAACGUAAAGCCCCAUGAUGAUCUUGUCUUGAGAGUUGUAGUUUUGAGAAUCAUGGGUGAUCAAGACCUCUGAACUUCAAAACACAUGCUAGACAGAUAAAGUGCAAUUACUCUUUUGUUGACCUGUUCAAUUCCAUAGUAAUUUACUGUUGGUGUUUAUGCUCCAGACCACACUCUGGUUACAUGAUGAUUAAUUCCAAAUUGAUGUAUCAUAUUUAUUUUACAGAGAAAAGUAAACACAUGAUUAGUUCACUUCAAACCCCCAAAUCGUAAUUUUAUGCAAAUAACGCUACAAACUUAUUUCCACACAUGAAUUUCACUUUUGCACUUUUUUUCUCACCUUUUCCAGCAGAUCUAGAUGUGGGACAAUGUGUAUUACAAAAGGAGACUGUAAUACAGUAAGAAUUAGAUUGUACCUUACCUUGGCAUUAUAUUGAUGGCAGUUGCUGCUGUACUGUAUAUGGACCUAUCCUGUGUUUCCUGCAUUUCCUUUUAGUUGGCAAGAUUACUGCACAUCCCCUAAUUUUUCACUGAAAAUCAGCCAGCCAGCCAUGAUUCAGCACUGCUUUUAGUUGACGCUAUAAGUUCAGCACAUGAGGGGAUUAAUUCAUGUACUGUGGAUUUGUUUUUGUUUUUUAUCAAUAGGAGCUGGCACCUUCAAUGGUCCUUUAGGUUUAAAUUAAUAACUUUUUACAUCUUGACUGAUCCUCUGAAUUUUCCCGUCACAUUAUGCUUGCUGUCUCAAGUCACAAACAGUCCCCUCUCCUAACAACGUUUUUCAUGUGUUAUUUGCAUAAAACUACAGUGCUUUACUACUGAAUGGACUUGAACAUAUGACUGUUGGCCCUUCUUUAUAAUAUCAUUCCACACAUUUGUCUGUGAAUUUACUUUUAAAUAGUAACUGUAAAACAUUUGGUAAGCAGUACUUAUGUUUUUAAAAUAUUGAUGUGUUUUGAUUUGUUUCAUUUCCCAUGUUUGAACAAAGUAUGUAGAAUGAAAAACCAACCAAAUAAAAAUGAAGUAAACUUUUAAAGGGUUUGUGAUUAUG